Messenger RNA from Bombina bombina (fire-bellied toad), 897 nucleotides. It is a transcript of the gene SGCZ, whose product is annotated as sarcoglycan zeta. Gene Ontology annotation, biological process: cardiac muscle tissue development; heart contraction. Gene Ontology annotation, cellular component: sarcoglycan complex; sarcolemma. The transcript has 7 exons. The coding region runs from base 1 to 897 and encodes 298 amino acids. Lineage: Eukaryota; Metazoa; Chordata; Amphibia; Anura; Bombinatoridae. The record is from RefSeq and is a predicted model, not a curated record.
AUGACACGAGAACAGUAUAUAUUGGCAACACAGCAAAAUAAUUUAAGGACUGAAAACGCACAAUUUUAUCCAGUGGGAAUUUACGGAUGGCGGAAGAGGUGCUUAUACUUCUUUGUCCUCCUGCUGUUGGUUACUAUGAUUGUUAAUUUAGCAAUGACAAUAUGGAUUUUAAAGGUUAUGAACUUCACAGUGGACGGUAUGGGAAAUUUGAGAAUUACUAAGAAAGGAGUACGACUAGAAGGUGUGUCAGAAUUUCUUCUUCCAUUGUAUGUGAAAGAAAUACAUUCUAGAAAGGAAAGUCCCCUGGUAUUACAGUCUGACAGGAACGUAACAGUAAAUGCAAGAAACCACAAUGGACAGUUAACAGGGCAAAUGACAAUAGGAGCAGAUGCUGUAGAAGCGCAGUGUAAAACAUUUGAAGUAAAGUCAAAUAAGGAUGGGAAAAUGUUGUUUUCAGCUGAUGAAGAAGAAAUAAUUAUCGGUGCUGACAGACUCCGAGUAACAGGAACAGAGGGAGUAGUUUUUGAACACUCAGUGGAAACGCCACAUAUAAGAGCAGGACCAUCUCAAGGCCUCAGACUAGAAUCUCCAACAAGAUCAUUAACAAUGGAAGCACCAAAGGGAGUGCAAAUUAGUGCUGUUGCAGGAGACUUUAAGGCUAGCUGUAGAAAAGAAUUGCACUUGCAAUCAACAGAUGGAGAGAUAUUUUUAAAUGCAGACAAUAUCAAACUAGGAAAUUUACCACAAGGUUCCUUUACACCAUCCUCACCUAACUCAGACGCACCUCGACAGACUGUAUAUGAGUUGUGUGUGUGUCCUAAUGGAAAACUGUAUCUUUCUCCAGCUGGAGCUAGCUCCACAUGUCAAUCAAGUAGCAAUGUUUGUCUAUGGAGCUGA